AUGGCAGACGAGCGUACAAAGCAGCAGCUUAUCAAUCGGCGAACAACACUUGUCGCGUCACUAGGAAGAGCGGAGCAGUUUGUCGAAAAUUAUGCUGCGGAACGGGAUGCAGGUCAAGUGCAACUACGACUCGAAAAUCUUGAUACCGUGUGGAUGGGACUGGAGGAUGUACAGACACAGCUUGAGGACUUGGAGGAUACUAAUGAAGGUAUGGUCCUAAAUCUCCAAUUUCGUUCCCACUAUGAAACCCGCUUUUUCCAAAUAAAGGCUGCUUUGCAAUCCCAUGUCUCUAAGGCUAAUCCUUCUACCGGCGCAUUCCCACAGUCUGCCUAUUCUGGGCUUUCAGCAAUUAAACUGCCAGUUAUUUCGUUACCUGAAUUUGAUGGGGACUAUAACCAGUGGCUGGCCUUCCACGAUACGUUCGUUGCGUUGAUUCACGACAACACAGAAGUCCCCGAAAUCCAAAAAUUCCACUAUCUUAGAGCCGCUGUGAAAGGAGAGGCAGCUCAGCUUAUUGAAUCCAUAGGUAUCAGUGCCGCUAACUACUGUAUUGCCUGGCAAACUCUUGUGUCGCGUUAUGCCAAUGAUUAUCUUCUUAAAAAGCGCCACGUUCAAGCGCUUUUAGAUUGCCCCCGAAUGAAAACCGAAUCCGCUACUGCAUUGCAUGCUGUCGUUGAUGAUUUCGUACGUCAUACCAAAACCCUGCGUCAGCUUGGAGAGCCCAUUGACGCAUGGAGCACCAUGUUGGAACACUUGCUUUGCCAACGUCUCGAUGAUGGUACCCUUAAAGCUUGGGAAGUAUUCGCUACUACGGCUGACAAUCCGGACUUCAACUGUUUAAUCGACUUUUUGCAACGACGCGUCCGCGUGUUAGAGUCGAUGACCGUUAACCAUCAAGCUCUUUUACUGUCCAGCAAUCAGCCGUCUAAUAAUCAGCCGCCCGCAUUUCGCCGCUCGUCGUUUAAUAGAAUUGCUACCCAUGCUGUGACUGAAACCAAUCAGUAUAAAUGUCAUUCAUGUGAUCAGCACCAUUUGUUAUUCCAGUGUCAACACUUUGGAACAAUGUCCCUCUCCGAUCGUUUAAAUCUCGUUAAUGAUCUGCACCUUUGUCAUAAUUGCUUCAGACAGAACCACAUUGCUCGCAACUGUCAGUCAAAAUUUUCCUGUCGUCAUUGCAAGAGGAGGCACCAUUCGUUGUUACAUCCAGGCUAUCAUCCAACCACCGAUGAACAGAUAACAACUACAUCCCGGGCAAUGGCCAUUCCUACACAAAACGAACAGCAUUCAACGGACUCGGUCCUUCAUCAACCAGCAACGACAUCUCAUGCCACCGCUUAUCCAUCUUGUGCUCUUUCUUCCAAACCCAGUUCUGAUGCAAACGUAUUGCUCUCAACAGUUGUUGUAUUGGUUCUCGAUUCGAAUGGCCAAGCGCACCAUGCCCGAGCUUUGCUAGAUAACGGAUCGCAGUCAAAUAUUAUAAGCGAAAGGUUGUGCCAAAUGUUGCGUUUGAAACGCAGGAAAAUCAAUAUUCCUAUUUCUGGUGUGGGCCAAUCCUCGUGUAGCGUUCGUCACGCUGUUAAAGCCAACAUUAAAUCCAGAAUGAAUGAUUUCGCAAUUGAUUUGGAAUGUCUUGUUAUGCCCCGUAUCACGAUUGACUUACCUGCAACGAUCUUACCUAGGGACAAUUGCCAUGUACCUCAACACCUCUUUUUGGCCGACCCAACAUUCGAUAAAACUGGUGCUAUCGAUUUAUUGCUCGGUGCGGAACACUUUUUCACCUUCAUUAAUUCGGGAAACAAAAUUGAAUGCUUAGGAAAGCCAACCUUAAUAGAGAGCGUUUUUGGGUGGAUCGUCACCGGCAGGCAGCAAGUGGGGCUCGUUUCGCACCCUCUGCUUUGUCAUCUCGCGAUAAACGAUAGCCUUUCUGAAGCUCUGGAGCAGUUCUGGCGCAUCGAAGAAAUUGAAGGCAAGCGACUUCACUCCCCCGAACAACAGCAAUGUGAAUCCCACUACACCAAAAAUGUAUCCCGUACGAGCGAGGGCAGAUACGUGGUGCGAUUGCCCCGUCAAUCAAAUUUUGACCACAUGAUAGGGGAAUCCAAAACAACAGCCUUACGGCGGUUUCGCUACCUUGAGAAAAGAUUAUCCCGAGAUCCUGAUAUGAAAAUACAAUACCAUCUCUUUAUGUCCGAGUACCUAACGCUAGGGCAUAUGAGACAAGUCUCUACAAAAGAAUGUGAACCAGAGCAUGUGUAUUAUUUACCGCAUCAUGCCGUCUUGAAAGAAUCCAGUACAACGACAAAACUCCGCGUGGUGUUCGAUGGAUCUGCUAGAACGUAG
Messenger RNA from Wyeomyia smithii (pitcher-plant mosquito), 2340 nucleotides. RefSeq lists its product as uncharacterized. Gene Ontology annotation, molecular function: aspartic-type endopeptidase activity. Gene Ontology annotation, biological process: proteolysis. The record is from RefSeq and is a predicted model, not a curated record. Lineage: Eukaryota; Metazoa; Arthropoda; Insecta; Diptera; Culicidae. The transcript has a single exon. Bases 1 to 2340 code for a protein of 779 amino acids.